UGUGACACCAUGCUGACGUUCUCCUCUGAGAUCACCAGCUUGACUGAAGGAAACGGGGACAUCCACAGCAGAUCUCUGUCUCCGUGGAACUGGACGCCAAACACGGACAGAAACCGAAUCCCCAGGACGCUCUGGGAGGCCGAGUGCAGUACCAGCUUUUGUUCCAGUCCCAUCCCAGGACAGAAGGACCAACACAACCUGAACUCAGUCCCCGUCUACCAGGACAUUCUGGUCCUGACCUCACACAAUGGCCGGCGCUGCUACAAAGCAUCGUUCCGCUCUGUGGCGGUCGGCUGCACCUGUGUUCGAGCCGAGACCGAUCAGAAGUGAAGCCCAGGAAACAGAAAUGUUUCGAAAU
Messenger RNA from Pundamilia nyererei, 358 nucleotides. RefSeq names its product interleukin 17a/f2 (gene il17a/f2). Gene Ontology annotation, cellular component: extracellular region. Gene Ontology annotation, molecular function: cytokine activity. Lineage: Eukaryota; Metazoa; Chordata; Actinopteri; Cichliformes; Cichlidae. The annotation marks the transcript as partial. Gene Ontology annotation, biological process: inflammatory response. The transcript is spliced from 2 exons. The record is from RefSeq and is a predicted model, not a curated record.